This is a messenger RNA of Trichosporon asahii var. asahii CBS 2479, 1404 nucleotides long. Its product is annotated as nucleus protein. Bases 1 to 1404 code for a protein of 467 amino acids. Lineage: Eukaryota; Fungi; Basidiomycota; Tremellomycetes; Trichosporonales; Trichosporonaceae. The record is from RefSeq and is a predicted model, not a curated record. The transcript has a single exon.
AUGUCGUUCCAGCUCGCCAAGCUCAAGUUUGCCGAGAUUAGCCAGCGCCAGAUCUGGCAGGCGAACAACAACAACCACCCGCCGUACUCGUUCAUUCUCAGCGUCGACCGCGAGCUGCGCAAGGCCAUGCUCGAGCUGCCUGCAUUCUUCCAGCCGGACAACAGCAACGGACCGACGUCGAACGAUCCGAAGGCGCUCGUCGAAUACUACGAGAAGAUCACACUCAGUCUUGCGAUCCACUCGCGUAUGCUGCGCCUCCACCGCCCGUGGCUGUCCAGGGGAUACGAGGAUGAGCGGUUCGCCUACUCGAAGGAGCAGUGCAUCCGCGCCGCCCGUGCUUCGCUGCGCAUGAUGUCUGAUAACAACGGUGUCGCGCCGUUCCUCGAGAAGUGGUGGAUUCCGCUGUUCUACGUCACGGUGUCGGGCAUGGUCGUCAUCAUCGACCUGCUCAAGACGGCGAAGCGCGAGAUGAAGAGCAAGGUGACGGAGGAGAAGAUUGCCGAGGUCAAGGGCGCCGUGGACCAGAUGCGCAAGGUUGCGCAGUCGUCCAUCCCCGCCCAGUCGGCAAUCAAGGUCAUGGACUUCCUCAUGGCCGAGGUCGAGGAGCGUCGCCGGCCAGGCCAGCACGGCGUCAAGCGCAAGAGCAUGCACGAGGCCGACGGCGACGACGAGGAGCACAACCUGCAGCGCGCUGUCAAGCGUCUUAUCCGCCAGGCGCAGCUUGAGGCGGACAGCCCAACAGGCUCGCAGCCCGGCAACAGCGCGUUCGUCUCGCCCGCAGCCGACCCGGGUGUCAUCACGCAGUCGCCCUCUGGCAACGACAGCACGCCGACGAACGAGAAGCCCGUCUUUGGCGCGUACCCCAUGCCUCCGCCGAACCUGACGCCGACGCAGAGCGUGGCAGGCGACAACCCUGUGCAGCAGCAGCAGCUGAUGAACCAGCAAGGCGGGUUCAACUUUGCGGGCCUGGACCCGGCAAACCUGGCUCAAUUCGCGCGUUUCGACAACAGGGCGCUGCAGCCCUCUCAGCCGCAGCUCGACCCCGCCGUCGAAUCAAUGCUAUCAGCCUACUUCCCGCCCCCGCAAAACCCGACGAACGGGACGAGCGAGCUGGGCCCCGCCGCGCAGAGCCAGGUGCCCGACGACUUCCUCAGCCGUGUCUUCUCGUUCUCGUGGGAUAACAACGGCAACGGUGGCGGCGGUAAUCAGCAGCAGAACCAGAACCAGAACCAGAACAACAAUGCUCCCGGAUCCAACAACCCGAGUAACACGAACACGCCCCAGAACGAGACGCCCAACGUGCCCCAGAACGUGAAUGGGCCCAGGCCGCCGCAGCGCCAGGACUCCGUUACUGUGCCCGGGUACGGUGCGUUUGACUGGAGCGGGCACUCGUGGAUGGCCUAA